Amyelois transitella is the source of this 5285-nucleotide messenger RNA. RefSeq names its product transmembrane and coiled-coil domains protein 2 (gene Dmtn). NCBI's taxonomy places the organism in Eukaryota, Metazoa, Arthropoda, Insecta, Lepidoptera, Pyralidae. The record is from RefSeq and is a predicted model, not a curated record. Bases 449 to 2227 code for a protein of 592 amino acids. Gene Ontology annotation, cellular component: endomembrane system. The transcript is spliced from 16 exons.
UCCUCUGCUAUAUGUGAGAGGUUAAUUUAUGAUCUGUAUUAACAGAUUCUGACUCACAAGAUAACAUUAGCUUUUGUAGUGUAAUUCAAGUUGAAUCUGUUAAUGUGAACAAGAUUUUUACUAAUACUAAGAGUGUGCUUUGUGCUUAAGAUUGUUAAAAUACAUACUAGACACACAGAAGUGAGUAAUCUAACAAAAUUAAAUUGUUAAAAAUUUGUGUCUUGUUGAUUGUGCUAUCUUCUGUCAUCCAGUGGCUAUCUUAUUUGUCAAUAGAACAGCUGAUCAUGUAAAAUGUAAAAUAAAAAUAAAUAAAAACAUAACCUGUACCAAGAAAGAAAAUAAUUAUUGUAUCUUCAAUAAUACAUUAAUGAGAUAAACACCGAAAUGGACGAACCGAUCGCCACUACCAUACUAUGAUUUCAUACGGCUCCAUCAUCUAGAUGGUAAGAUGGACACGCUGCACGUGAGCCACCACCACAGCAAGGGCUCCAGCCGCAGUCAGUCGCCGUCCACGGGCGAGCUGGCGAGGGACCCGGCCGUGGUCACCGACGACGCCGUCAUCAGGUCCAGGGUGCAGUCUCCGCAGACGCCGCACCAUGUUGUCAGUGAACCUUCAUCGAGUUCAUCUUCCCGUCACGGCGGCGAACGUGUAACACAUCAUGUCAAGUCCCAUUCAAGGGAUCUCGGCAACAGUCCACUGUCAGCCAACACCACUGGCAACAGCACUAGAGAUUUGGAGGACUCGCCCCAGAAGAAGAUUCUGUCAGGCCUGAUAGGCCCCGGGGACUACUCGGGGCCUGUCUAUAGUCCCAAUGUGUCGUACGCUUUGUCUGACGAGUAUGGAUCUCCAGCUUACAGAGGGCAAGAUGGUGAUUACUUAAACCAAGAUGAGAGUGACGGCAGCGCCGUGACGUCAUCAAAAGCGUUAGCCGCCAUUGCACAUCUCAAUUCCAAGAUCGAGCGGACCAAGGACCUUAUUCGAUUGGAGCAGACCAUACGAGAUGACAACGUGAACGAAUACCUGAAGUUAGCAGCGAACGCGGACAAACAGCAACUUCAGCGGAUCAAGGCCGUGUUCGAGAAGAAGAAUCAGAAAUCAGCGCUAUGUAUCGCACAGUUACAGAAGAAACUAGAGGGGUACAACAAGAGGAUUAGGAACUGGGAGCAACACGGCAGUAGCGGCCAGGCGCACAGACAGCCCAGCCAAGUGCUGAGAGAUAUGGGACAGGGACUUAAAAACGUGGGCGGCAACAUCCGUGACGGCAUCACCGGUUUGGGCGGCAGCGUAAUGGCGGCGCCGCGGGAGUUCGCGCAUCUCUUCUCUCGCUCUCGCUUCGGCUCCGCGGACAACAUCGCCCAGCUGGCCGCGAACGCGUCGUCGGAAGGUUCCCGAGCGUCGGAGACAGGCGACGGAGCCCCGCGAGGCUCCACGCUGCCGCGCGCCGCCACGUCCCCGGCGCCGAAGUACUCGCCUGAAGCAUCACCGUCUUCUUCUGUCACCAGCGAAGGAGCACCUUACCCCACCCAGCCGAACUCGAACAACCUGUCGGAGGCGGCGUUCUCCAUCAAGCCGAUCUUGAACGAGCUGCGCGAGCGCAAGGAGGACUACGAGCGGCUCGCUGAGAAGAUCGAUGCGCUCAAAAACCUAUCACAAGAAGUAUCGUUCCUAUCGAAUGCGUUGCAAGAAGAAAGGUUCAAGACUGAGCGGCUGGAGGAGCAGAUCAAUGACCUCACUGAACUGCAUCAGAACGAGGUAGAGAAUUUGAAACAAGCUUUGACGGAUGUUGAAGAGAAGGUGCAGUAUCAGAGCGAGGAGAGGAUGCGGGACAUCCACGAGGCGUUAGACCUCUGUCAGACUAAGAUCAGCAAAUUAGAACAAUGGGCGGCCGGGGGCGGCGGCGGUGGGGGAAGCGGCGGCCCUGGCGGUGAAGCUGGCGGGCACGCAGCUUUACCCCCACGGCUUUUAUUAGUCAAGCUGCUCAAUGUGGCCCUCACUCUUCUCCAGCUCGCCUUACUGCUGGUGGCCACCGUGGCUGGAGUCGCAAUGCCGUUCCUAAGAACUAGAGUACGAGUAUUGACAACAAGUUUAGCGGUAAUGAUCGGCGUGAUAGUCCUCAAGCAAUGGCCGGAGGUGAGCCAGUUGUCGGAGCACCUGGUGCGGCGGCUGAAGGAGUACUUGCUGGACAAGCACCACGACAGGUAUGAAUGCAAGUCAUUAUGUGGUUGAAAUGUCGGCGGUUAUUGGAAUUAGGUAAUAUUUCAAUUCUGUCGUCCGCGAUAUCGCAGUGAUAUAACGUAAUUAGCGCCGGGCAUUAUGAUGGACGAAAUUAAAGUACAAAGUUUUAUUGAACUCGGUCAGUAUUGUAUUUUUUUUAAACUCUGUUGUUUUAUUUUACAAAAUAGCAAAGUUAAAGCCAUUAUACAUUUUUCGAUUGUGUAUUUUUUAUUAGCCUACAGACGAUCUUAAAACUUUAUGGAUUAAUUUUUAAGUAAUAUUAAGAAAAAUAAAUACAAUACAUUCUUCUAUAGAGUGAAGAGUACGAACAAUAAGAAAAAGGGAUUUUUUUUCAUUAUAUACUGCGUUUAAUUUUAUUUAAUUCCUUUGUUCAAUACAGUGUUGAUCAAGUUCAAUAAAACUGAAUGUACCAGUCCCGUAUUUUGUUUUAUUGAAAUGACUGGUGAGUGGCGAGUUUUGUGAAUUGAUGCAGAGUAUUUUUUAAAUCUAAUAAUUUAUCGCUUCCUUAAAUUCUUAUUUCAGUCAGUACCAAUGUAUAAAUUUGACAAAAUUUAUAAAUAUCACUUGGAAAGUUCCGGCUUAGAUAAAAAAAUUAUAUUUGGAUUUGCAUGGACACAUUUCGGAUGGAAAUUAUAUAAAAGUAGAACAGGUGCGGUAAUGAUAAAAAAGUGCGACAACUUAACGGUCGCUUUGGCUUCUUAUUAUAAAGAAAAGAAUUAAUAUUUGAAAUACUCUGCAUUAUUCAGGUUAUAAAAAUAAGGACACUCAGUUACAAUAGCACGAAGAUUUUAAUUUUUUUAGCUUGUCUAGACGAGUCCUUUACAAUUAGGAUAACUUAAUAUUUCGAAUAGAAAUACCUUUUUGUUGCUAAUAGUACAUUAGCAUAUCAAAAUGCUACAUACCUUUUUGUUGCUAAUAGUACAUUAGCAUAUCAAAAUGCUACAUUUAUUAUUUAAGUUUUAUCUCAAGGGGCUGGGCCUCUUAAUUAUAAUUUUUUUUUGUGGUAUGUAAUUAAUUAUUGAAUAUAAUGUACAAUGAGGUGUAAAGUUUUCAGAAGGGAUGUUUAAUGUGACAAGUUUCAAUCUACUCAUUUGUAUUGACAAGAUUUAAAAUAUCUUUAAAGAGAUGCUUUUUUUAAAAUUUAAUACGUGUCAUCACACUUGUCCAAAUCCAUUUCUUUAAUAAAAAUGUCACAUAAACAUAACAAAAACAUCUGAAUGAUAAAAAUUUCAGAGAAGAGAUAGUGAUAAUUGUUGCGAAACAUGGGAUUUAGUUUUAAAUUUUCGACGUGAAAAUUACAACUCACCAAAAGAUAUGUCAGUGAAAAUAAAAUAAGUUUAAUUUAUUAAGAUUUACCACAUUGUACAUUGCAUGAAGAAAAUGAAAAGGGACAUUUAGGUGGAGCAAUGUAAUACUGAUUGUAAAUAAGUUGUAACGCUGCAAAAUACUCGUGUUUUUAUGAAGCGCUUUCGAUAGAAUUAGAAAAUGUAAACAAAAGAGCAAUAUGCGAAUACGUUUGUAUGUAUAUAUGAUAUGAAAAUUAGUUUUGUAUAGAAGCAUGUAGGUAGAAUUGGUUCGGUGACGGCUCUGUGGGAUUUCAUACACGCAUUGUUAUGUAAAUAUUAUUUGUGAGUUACGGGGUUGCCAGAAAGAUUCGGGAGGAAAAUUUCAUCAAACUCCUAGAUUGCGGAUAGAUUUUUUCAAAAAGGUACUAGAAUGAUAGCGAUCGAUGGGAAGAAUGUAUUAAUUGUUAUAAUUGUGAUAUCAUUGUUUUAUGUCAUGCAACUUAUUUUACUCCAUUGACUUUUUUCUGAUAUAAUUGAAAUUUGGUUAAAUACAAUUUAUUUUUUGUUUUAUGCGAUUUUGCUUCUGUACUGGAAGUUUUUAUUUCUCAAUUGUUGAUUAGCGUAAAAUAGGCUAUAAUUUUAUUUAUUAUUGAUUGGCAAAUAUCGUGGUUAUUGUAUCAACGAGUGGGAGAUAUCAAAAUUUUAUUUAUUAUUAGAUAAAUUUGCCUUUUGAAGAUUAACUCAGUGGUUUUGAAUUUUAACAUCUCAAACUAAAAAAAAUCGUACACCUUGGUGUCAGAUUUUCUGAUGUAAACUUCUUAAUGACUCUUACUUGUGUGAUUUUUCUAAAUAACUGAAGUUGGUCAAUUUAGCUGAAAUCCUUAUAGCCUGAUGUUAAAGUUACAUUCCAAAUUCUAACUGAACUUAGAUAGUUAUCUACAACUUAACAUUAUUCUUUAGUUAUACAUAUAUCCUAAAAGGGUACAGUGUAGUGUUGGGACAUUACUCGAAAUUUAAACAAAUAAAUACCUAUUAUUUAGGAUUUUUGACUGUUCCAUUAAAAAAGUAAAUGAAGCAAAAGCCAGAAAUUUAUAGUAAUGGUUUGUUUGUUGUGAAAAAUAUUUUCUUUACCUAGCAGAAAUUCUAAAAAGCCAUGUUUAUCGUUGUUGCUAUGUAUGUCCCAGCGCACGUACUGUAUGUUAAGUACUGCUUCAUCUGAGUUGGAGGUGCGUGUAUAUUUUGUAAAUAUUUUUACAAGCCCUAUUAUAAAAUGUUACUUUUACGUGAAAGUUUCUUUGGUAAUUUUAUUGUAAUGUUGCAUGCUAGCUGUUAAUUCAGUCCCGUUUUUUAUUAGCUAAAUUUAUAUCUAUAAAGAAAAUUAUAGAUUUAUUAUACACUUGCGAUAUCAAUAAAAUACAAUUGACUCGUUAUGGAAAAGAUUAAUAAACUCAGCGCUUUGAUAAUUACUUAUAGUUUAUUCCAUCAAUGUUAUUUUUAUGAUUACUGAUUAAACAUUCAGUUUUAUAUUUUUGCGAGAUCUAAAUAUUUUUGUCGCUCUUUUCAAAACUAUACUUAGUACCGGUUAUUCGGUUACUGAACCUUAAAAAUGUUUAUUAGAUACCUACAUAAAAUAUUGUAUGUUUAUUUUAUUAUAAAAAUUAAGUUUUGCAUUAGUCAUUGCAUACGUCUCUCAACCUCCCAUCGACAAUAUGUGAUGUAUUUUGUGUUGCCAAUGUUGAUUGAAUUAAAUCAUCACAAUUUUA